AGAUUAAAUAUCUUGCAUUUUGAGAAUCAGAGACAGAGAGAAGAUUGAAAGAUGAUGCUGGAUGUGAAUAUACAUAUUUUUCUGACAAUUUUAGGGCUUGUGCAGGUGCAGGUUGUAAAAACAAGUAAGCCACAAUUUGUACAGAUCUUAGGUCCUAAAGAGGUUGUAGCUGGAGUGAGUGCCUUUUAUGAGUGUACUGCAGUGUGCAGCCACAAAUGUAAUUAUACCUGGAAUGUGAAAGACCAAACGUUUCCUGGAAGGGAAUUUACCCUGACUGAAAACGGUGUCGACAGAUUCGUCACACUACAAUGCACAGUGUCCGAUGAAGACCGCAAGUAUUUUGUCAGCGAUGUCAGAUCAGUCACAGUCAUAAAUCCCAUUUCUGUGAAGCCAUCAGCUGAUCAAUCAGUGCUUAACCAGACACCUAAAGUAGGCCAAUCAUUUCGUUUAACAUGUGAUGGGGUCUCAAGACCAGUCGCUAUAACCUGGCUUAAGGAUGGUGCAACUCUUAAAUUAAACUCCAGGAUGAGCCUAUCUCCAGACAACAUGACUCUGUCUUUUAGCCUUCUGGCAGAUUCGGAUAGUGGCAAAUAUCAGUGCAAAGUCUAUAAUGGAAAUGUCACUGUAAUAAGCAAGGUCUACCUGAUUUACCUUGGAUAUGUUAUCAUUAAUCUGAGUGGGCCAAACCGAGCUGAAGUGGGCAUGCAAAGCAAAUACACCUGUGCUGCACAGUGUGGAAUGGAUUGCACAGUGCAGUGGACUUUGAAUAAAGGCUUUCCAAGGGGAAGAUUUAUUGCUGAGGGACCACAGAUCCUCUGGACACCCUCUGACCUCGGACAGACACAGGUCUUCACUUGCAUUGCUCUGACCCCGGGGGGAGAAAAUAUUGGACAGGUCACCAAAACCGUGACUGUUGUAGAGGCGCAGCCACGCCCCAGGCCCAGUAAUGCUCAAUCAAGCAAACCCAGUGUAGCCGUGGUGAACUUUGCAUCUCUGCUGAUGUUGGUUUCUGCUUGUGUCUGAGGUUUGCCACACUAGAACAAGCUCUACACACAGUCAUAUCACACACACACUAUCAGACUUUUUAUCUUUUAAACUUUAGCUCUUCUCAAACCAUCUGUUUUAUCUUACAUUGUACUGAUAUAUACUGUAUAUUUAACCAUCAUUCAGGCAUCACUUAUUUUGUGCUUCAGCAUUUGCCUAUUUUUGAUAUGCUCAUAGAAGAUUCAUAUUCCUAAAAUGCACAUAGCCAACUGUAUAUAAUUCAUACAAUUGCUUAGGUUGCAUAAUGCUUUUACAGUAGACAUUGUCACAGAAAUGUGAAGAUGCAGACUUAGAUUUCUAAUAAGAAAGCAAGACAGUAAGGUGAAAAAAAAUAGUAACUAAGUCAACAUGAGGAAAACAUUAACCUGAAACCAGACUGAAAAUAGAAUCCAUUAUCUUCUGAGUGAUGACAGAAAAAAGGAUUAUAAAUCAUCUUUAUUUCCAAAACUGUAUAUUAUAAAGCCAAAAAGUACUGUGAUGGUUGAAUGAAUGGCAAAAGUAUAUAGUAAAGUAUACUGUGAAUAAAAGUUCUGGGAUGAGA
Molecule: messenger RNA, 1585 nt
Organism: Silurus meridionalis
Lineage: Eukaryota; Metazoa; Chordata; Actinopteri; Siluriformes; Siluridae
Product: carcinoembryonic antigen-related cell adhesion molecule 20-like
Exons: 6
Coding region: 52-1023 (323 amino acids)
Source: RefSeq, a predicted model, not a curated record